AUGCGUCGACAAUUGGAUGGUUUUGAUAGCCCUUGCAUUUCAGAACGGGAGUAUGUAAAGCUCCAGUACGGCCGUAAAAUCGCUCAGGAUACUUGUCUCCUAGCCACUAUGAAAACUCCAGACUGGUCACAUGUUUUUCCUGCAUUUAUUGGCAAACACAAUAUAGUUCCAUGCACUGUGACCACCAAUUCUGGCAAUUCCACUCUAAAAAUGUAUCCUUACUCGGUGUAUUCAUGUGCUUGUCAGUCGGAUCUCAGUCGGUGUCACAAAUAUCGGUCGAAUUACUUGAGACAUCGUUGCCUGUCUGGUCCAACAGUUGCUAUGCUACUUCCAACAGCGGGACACGAAUCCACACGCACUACUGUCCACUCCUCAGUAUUUGAAAACUGUGGUCGCGGAGUAAUAGAUCAAUCUAUUCCGUUGUCUCAUUUAAUAAUUUCACACUCUCCAGGACCGAAGAUGACGUCUAAUUUAUCACAUCUGAAUUACUGA
This is a messenger RNA of Schistosoma curassoni, 492 nucleotides long. Lineage: Eukaryota; Metazoa; Platyhelminthes; Trematoda; Strigeidida; Schistosomatidae. The record is from the annotation of a GenBank genome assembly.